Messenger RNA from Dioszegia hungarica, 1119 nucleotides. RefSeq lists its product as uncharacterized. The annotation marks the transcript as partial. The transcript is spliced from 3 exons. NCBI's taxonomy places the organism in Eukaryota, Fungi, Basidiomycota, Tremellomycetes, Tremellales, Bulleribasidiaceae. Gene Ontology annotation, cellular component: plasma membrane. The record is from RefSeq and is a predicted model, not a curated record.
UUCACGCCAGUCCAGACCUUCCUCGGCGGGUACCUCUUGCACCUGUCCACUUCCGCACUACUCGAGGACACCGGGACCGUCCUCGGCGUCUCCGGUAUUGUCGAUGGUCAGAUAUGGGGCACUGGGAAUCCUCGCGCGCCCAAGUCGCAAGAGCACGAAUCUACGAGGGAAAAGCAGGAUGCGCAGUGGGUCGAGCGGUAUUGGCGUAUGGCGGUUGUGGGUGGCAUGAUCGCGGCGCCUAUUACUGCUAGUAUGCUGGGUGUGGGCGGUCAAGGCGCCAUAGAUGCCGUCCGAAGCUGGGAUAUUCUGUCGGGCCAGCUAGGAUGGGACAGGCUGGCACUGGCUGGGGUUCUUGUUGGGCUGGGAAGCAGGCUUGGAUCUGGCUGUACAAGUGGCCACUUUCUCUGCGGAGCGUCACGCCUCUCGCCUCGAUCUAUUGUCGCCACCGCCGUCUUCUUCCCGAUCGCCAUGGUCACCUCACAGCUCUUCCCCAUGACAUCCUCCCCGGCUCUUGGGAAUACGGCGGCGUCAUAUGUACCUACAUACCCUGCGCUCUCAGACGUUCCCCUCUUCGUUCUGCCAAUCAUCAUUCACCAGGUCCUCCGUCUCACACUCCGGAGGAUCUUGGCAUUGUCGCCGGUAGUCUUCCUCCGUCUUGCCCCCUAUAUCCUCUCGGGGUGGACCUUCGGUAUGGGACUGGUCAUGAGUGGGAUGGCCGACCCACUCAAGGUCGUCUCCUUCCUCCGCAUCUCACCUCUCCGUCAAUGGGACCCAAGCCUCGCGAUGGUCUUCCUCGGAGGCGUCAUACCCAACGCUAUAUCCUAUAGGCGCCUUAUCUCACGCCGCACUACGGCGAGCUCGGAGCCAAAGCCUGCGUACAGCUGGGCAAAUUGGCGCGUACCCAGACGGAGAGAUAUCGACUGGAAGCUCGUCAGUGGGGCUGCUGUCUUUGGAGCAGGUUGGGGACUGGGCGGUGUCUGUCCCGGACCGGCUCUAGUAGGAGUCGGUAGCGUGGUGUGGGACCAGUUGACCGGUCACGGUAAGAGCGCUGCCGGGAUGGCGCUGGGUGCCUUUGCUGUAAGCGUGGCAGCGGGAAUGAGGAUAGGACGCGUAAUUUAG